Messenger RNA from Arachis ipaensis, 1140 nucleotides. NCBI's taxonomy places the organism in Eukaryota, Viridiplantae, Streptophyta, Magnoliopsida, Fabales, Fabaceae. The record is from RefSeq and is a predicted model, not a curated record.
CAAAUGCCCUGAAUGGGGCUCUAAAACAGGAAAUAAUACCCGCGGGGAUAAGGAUUGCAAAGUUCUCCGGAGACGUGUUCGGGAAUCGAAGCAGAGAUUCUUGUCCUGUUCUCCAAAAUAUGUUAAAUAUUUAAAAUUUAAAUUAUCCUUAACUAUAAUUCAUAAUUUAAGUUUGUAUAUAUAAAUUUAAUUUUAGUGCAGUUUAAUUUUAUGUGCAUUCAAUUAUAUAGGAUCAUAUUAAUAAAAAUAACUAUCUUUUACUUAUCUACAUAAAUAGAGAUUUCCGUGAAAACUAUAGGAGGCAGAAAAUGAGAAUGUGACGAGUAAAUACCCAUAGUAGUCCCUGAGAUUCACGCAAUUACUCAUAGUAAUCCUUAAGAUCCCGAUUUCCCUAUUGUAGUCCUCCAGAUAGAGCUCCGAGCACUCAAACUAGUCCCUGGCCAUAUUUCAGGUGAUGAGUCAUCACCGGAGCGCUGACUUGGCCUAGGAUUGCCACGCUGGACUGCUGCCAACGGCUAGCUGAGCUGGCUAAGUUCCAAUUUUUACCCAGAUUGGUCCCUCGUAGUAUAAUUAACCCUAAAUCCCCAAAUUCUCAUACACCUCCCCUCUUCGUCUUGUUCACCUCUUCUUCUUCCUCUUCCAUACACUUGUUCCUGUUCAGGCACUCUCAUCCGGGGCUGCUACUCAUGUCGAUGAUGGGUGGAGGUAGCACUGGAGGUGGAAGCUCUGUUCGUUCCCCAUCUAGCUGGAACCGGAGUAGAACGCAAACGAAGAGCAGAAGAUCGGCGCCGCCAGAAUGGUGCGGCUGUGGCUGUAGGCCAGUUCUCAGAUGGUCUGGCACAGAUUCAAAUCCGAAUAAACCGUUCUAUGGCUGCCCCAAUUAUAAUACAAGUGGGAAGAGAUGGUGCGGGCUUUUUGUGUGGGCAGAUUCUGUGAAUGAGGAACAGGUUGAAAAAUCAGAAUCGUGUGGUGAUGAAGUGAAGAUCAACGUUGAUUGGAGGCUUCGAAGGUUGGAGGAGGAUGUCCAGAUGCAAAAAGUGAUGACCCAGUUGUUAGUGUUAGGUGUGUGUGUAUUGACAGUGUUGUUGGUGAUCCUGUAUUGUAAAUGAUGAAUGAAUUGGUGGUUUUAGGUUCCUUGUU